Acanthosepion pharaonis is the source of this 612-nucleotide messenger RNA. NCBI's taxonomy places the organism in Eukaryota, Metazoa, Mollusca, Cephalopoda, Sepiida, Sepiidae. The record is from the annotation of a GenBank genome assembly.
AUGGCAGCCGACAAUAAACAAAUUAUCAGGGCUGGCAGAUAUGAACAUCUAUCUAUCUAUCUAUCUAUCUAUCUAUCUAUCUAUCUAUCUAUCUUCAUUUUGUUCAUAUCUAUCUAUCUAUCUAUCUAUCUAUCUAUCUAUCUAUCUAUCUAUCUAUCUCUAUCUCAGUCUGUUCAUAUCUAUCUAUCUAUCUAUCUAUCUAUCUAUCUAUCUAUCUAUCUAUCUAUCUAUCUCAUCACUUCCAUUUUGACACGAUUGAGAUUAUUUUUUUGGCUGGGGGGGGGGUAUUCCUCCCUUACUCUCCCCCACCUACCCUCACCCCCUCCACUCUCCCUCCCUCCACAUCCCGGUGGUGGCUUUCAAUGCUUGCGCUUUUCAUUAAAUAAUUUAAUUACCUUCACUAUCUAUCUAUCUAUCUAUCUAUCUAUCUAUCUAUCUAUCUAUCUAUCUACAAGGCUUAUACUUUUGUUGAUGAUGAAGAUGAUUCUCUUUACGGUGGCAACAACUUUUCCAGAACGCAAGCUGUUCUGUUCUUCUUGGUCACAUUUAAUUUGCGCAUGCGCGCACGUGCGUGUAUUGUGGUGCGCAUGCGUCGUUCGGCUUCUUUCUUAA